Molecule: messenger RNA, 903 nt
Organism: Mollisia scopiformis
Lineage: Eukaryota; Fungi; Ascomycota; Leotiomycetes; Helotiales; Mollisiaceae
Exons: 1
Coding region: 1-903 (300 amino acids)
Source: RefSeq, a predicted model, not a curated record
AUGGGUGGAGCAACCUCAACCCCGCAGGCGACAACUACCCCAAACGUCACAUCGAUCACUCUAUCCCCCGAAGAGCUCGAAAGCAAGACCUUAACCUCCCACCAUCUGCAAAAUGCCCUCGAGGCUUUGCAUCGUGACGGAGUCCUCGUCCUGGACAAUGCUAUCUCGAAGGCACAUUUAGAUGUGCUAAACGAACGGAUGGUUCCAGAGGCAAAGACACUGUAUGCUCGCACAGAAACACAUCACAACUUUGGAAAUGGGACGGGCAAUAUACAACAGGAUGCUGUGGUUGACAAGGACUAUGUGUUCGAUGACAUAAUUGCGAAUCCUUUUGCAAUAGCAGUCACGGAAUGUAUGCUGGGGCCGAAGCCUCGUCUGAGAUUUCAGAGCGCGAAUACAGCUUUCAAGGCGGAGAAGAGACAGCCUGUACACGUUGAUGUGCAUUUUGAUUUUCCAAAGAUGCCGUUUGGAUUCUGCAUCAACAUCAACCUGAUUGAUGUUGAUCCUGAACACGGAUCCACGGAGAUCUGGCUUGGAUCUCACUUGGAUACGAGUUGGCAGGCAGAAGUUGAGAAGAGUGGCAGUGUCAUACCAGUUGCGAUGUUGGAGAGAAGAAAGAAGAUCAGUCCACCUGUGCAGCCAGUGCUUCCGAAAGGAAGUCUGAUUAUCAGGGACCUAAGACUCUGGCAUGCGGGUAUGCCAAACAAGACAGAUGAUGUGAGGGUCAUGCUUGUCACAAUUCAUUUCCCGGCAUGGUACAGGACGGAGCAGAAAGUUUUGUUGCCAGAGAGUUUGAAGGACAAGAUCGAGUGGGGGAACUUGGUGCCAUGUGUUGACUGGGUUCCCGAUGGAUACGAUUAUCUUCAGGGCCAGCACGACCAUGAUUUCGACUUGCUUCCUUAG